CAGUCGGCGCUGUUUGGCUGUUGUGUGUUGUUGUGUAGCCGGAGGUUCUUUCGCGUUUAGCUGGUUUAGUUUAGCCGCGACUACUGGUAAAAUGGCCCCUGUCUGUGUUGCAGCGUGUUGCAGACUUCCUUUCGGCAACGGGAGAUCAGGGUAUAUGUUUCCGAAAGACGAGAAACUGCGUAAACUUUGGUCCCUGGCUGCGAAUCCGUCUAGGCCUACUUGGAAACCGUCGAAACGGGACAAGUUGUGCGCGGCUCAUUUUCUCGACGAAGACUUCGAAACAAACCCGAAGGUGCUCAUCAGUCUGGGCCUGUCAACGAAGUACAACCGGUUGAAAGAAGGAGCCGUUCCUUCAGUAUUUUCACGGAAACGGAAGGCAGAAAGGCGGAGCAAGGCAUUCGAAAAGCGUCAACGCAAAGAGAUCGUAGACUCACUGUUGGCCACGCAAGAUGCCGGUGUUCGUGAAACUUCGGAUGAUAACCGAGUGGUCGAAAAUAUCGCGCACGCUUCAACAUCCACCGGUGGAAUGCAUCUGCAAGAUGGUGGCCUUUCUGUCUGUACUGCUCCAAUCUACGUCUUGAUCUGCCACACCUCAGAGACAUCAAAUGGCGACAGCAAAGAGAAACCGGCUGUGGGUACUGCACGAAGGAACGGCACCACUACGUCCCUGACCCAGCCGAAGGAGGCACCACUAACGAGAAAUGCGCAGACCCAGACAACACUCAUUUACAGAAACCGUGGUACGAGAAAGGACCGACGAUCAUGCUGUGUAACCACAUUUGUGGCACUGUAGCUUCGGUUCCAGAUAUCU
Molecule: messenger RNA, 811 nt
Organism: Ornithodoros turicata
Lineage: Eukaryota; Metazoa; Arthropoda; Arachnida; Ixodida; Argasidae
Exons: 4
Coding region: 92-793 (233 amino acids)
Source: RefSeq, a predicted model, not a curated record